AACGAUAUCGUCUAGAUGGUUCAGUCAUCUGUCUCUCUUUAAUCAUCUUCUCGGCCCCCUCUUUUUUCAUUUCUGCCUUGAUUUUUUUGAUAUCAAAUUUCUGUUAAAAGCAGCUUGCAAAGAAGUUGGAUUUAUCUAUUAGAAUCAGUCAACAUCUGCCAUCGUCACAGCCUAACUCUCCACGCUCUGACCAAGAUGGACUCCACCGAGGGAAUGUUCGAGUUCAAACUGUACCGCUAUACACCCUCGCUUGGGGCAGCAGUCCUGUUCCUUAUUCUAUUCGCCCUAAUUACUAUCUAUCACCUGUACCAAGUGAUUCGCUUAAGGUCCUGGUAUUUCCUUGUGUUCGUAUUCGGAGGAGUGUUUCAAGUUAUCGGCUACAUCUGCCGUGCACUGGCGCAUAACGACACCAACUCUAUACCGAUCUACUCCAUAGGAACGAUCAUGAUCCUCCUCGCGCCUCCACUCUACGCCGCCUCGAUCUAUAUGACUCUCGGUCGACUGAUCAAGUACCUGGACGCGGAAGCGCUCAGCAUCGUGCCCACAAGGUGGUUAACACUAAUAUUCGUAAUCGGCGACGUGGUCGCAUUCGUCAUGCAGGCAGCAGGCGGCGGGAUCAUGGCCAGCGGGAGCCUCAGCGCCAUGAACACGGGCGAGACAGUCACCAUCGUUGGUCUCGCAGUCCAACUAGCAUUUUUCAGCGUCUUUAUCGUCACCUCGACGAUCUUCCACUGGCGAAUCCACCACAACCCGACGGAAAGAUCACUCAUCAAAGGCCAGUCCAAGUGGACGGAGACGACCUGGGUAACCGUAAUGGGUGUUCUUUAUGUGUCGAGUGUGCUCAUCCUUGUGCGAUCGAUUUUCCGUCUCAUCGAGUAUGCCCAGGGGAAUGCUGGGUAUCUGAUUAGCCAUGAGGUGUUCAUGUAUGUCUUUGACUCCAUGCUGAUGUUCUUCACUAUGGUUGUUAUGGGCUUCUAUCACCCUUCGAAGCUCCUCAAUCCGGGGAGGAUGGGACGGCAGUCUGGUGAUACUACGACGCAGUUGCAUCGGCUGGCGUCGGCUUAGGAUACUUGCGUCUUUGCUUGUCUCCUGUGUUUUUGUUUCUGGGUCUUGUAUGGAAUUGGAUUUUAUAUAUCAUUCUGUGGUUGUUUGGGACUUUAGCCUUUAAGCUCUCGCUAUUUUGUCGAACCAGAUAGAGGCGUAUAAUCUGAGUCUUGAAAUCGUUCUAUGUACAUGCCACUGUAUAUAUUGGUAGGCCAAUAGAUUGCUUAAUGAAGAGUGGGUCGGUGGGUCAUUAGCAUGUUUGAAUAACAUGUUGAUGUCGUCGUUCAG
Aspergillus pseudonomiae is the source of this 1332-nucleotide messenger RNA. RefSeq names its product RTA1 domain-containing protein. NCBI's taxonomy places the organism in Eukaryota, Fungi, Ascomycota, Eurotiomycetes, Eurotiales, Aspergillaceae. The record is from RefSeq and is a predicted model, not a curated record. Gene Ontology annotation, cellular component: membrane. Bases 196 to 1065 code for a protein of 289 amino acids. The transcript is spliced from 3 exons.